AUGGAAAGAUUACAAGAUGAACAGCUAAUAGACUUUUUAACAAGAACAAAAAAUAAAAGAAAAAGACUUGUAAAAAUAGCAAACAAAUACAUAAAGAAAAGCCAGCUAAAGCCUGACGAUAUGAGUGAACUAAGAUCUUCAUCUCUCGCUCCAAAAAUAAACGAAUUCCCAGGGCCAUCUCCUAGAGGUUUCAAGAACUACAAAAAUUUGAUCCAAGAGCAAUUAACCAAAAUUUCAACGCCAAAUAUGAAAGAAAACAGAAAUAAAACAAUUUCAGUUGAUGAAUUAUUUCAGACUAAGCCAUCAAAUGCGUCAUGAAACCCUGUAAUGCAAAAGAUUCUUCAAGAUACUUAUUUAAAUGCUCUUCCAAAGGUCAAGCGUAAAAUGUUUGAGUUAAAGCCGUUUGAAAGGAAUGAUAAAAUAAAAGUUAUCAAGCCCAUUCUUAGCACCAAGUUGACUCCAACUAUUGAGGCUGAAUGUCGAUCUUUCAGUGCUCAAAGAGAGCUAAGAGAAGGAGAUAUGCCAUUGUCAACUCGUUUUACAAUAAAAAAGCAAUUACUUUUGCCUGUUUUAGCAGUAGCGAAAACAGAAAGAUCUAAUAUGUUUUCGUUUUAA
Messenger RNA from Blepharisma stoltei, 615 nucleotides. The record is from the annotation of a GenBank genome assembly. NCBI's taxonomy places the organism in Eukaryota, Ciliophora, Heterotrichea, Heterotrichida, Blepharismidae.